Messenger RNA from Miscanthus lutarioriparius, 993 nucleotides. The record is from the annotation of a GenBank genome assembly. Lineage: Eukaryota; Viridiplantae; Streptophyta; Magnoliopsida; Poales; Poaceae.
AUGGCGGCGACGGCCAAGCUCGUCCUGCUCGUGGCUGCUCUCGUACGUGGGCACCGGCAGCUGCUCCUGCGCCGCAUGGGAUCUGAACAUUAUCCGGAUGCCCACAGUGCGAGCGAUAGAGGAUGCCGCGGCCCGUCUCCAGGAAGGCGUGGCCACGCCUCUAAUCCACACGCUGCACCCGCUGCUAGGCUCCGGCGGAGACCUGGGCCGGCUCGCAGCGAGCGUGCCGUGCGACAACUGGCGGCUGGCCGUGGAGGCCUACAACAAGCGCGACUGGAAGACGGUGCCCGCCAACUGCGGGGACUACGUCGGCCACUACAUGCUCGGCCAGCAAUACCGCCGAGACUCCCGCGUCUCGUCGACGAGGCCAUUGCGUACGCCGAGGGGCUCAAGCUCGCUGGCAACGGCAAGGAGCCAUGGCGGCCACUUCCCUUAGCUAGGUCCGCGCGCCGCUGCCGGCGCAGGCCAUGGCCGCCGCAGCCACCUGCCAAAUCCACCAGCCACGAGGACAAGGCCCCCGCCGGCGUGCUCGGAGCUGUUGGAGGGGCACUUUUGCCCGAGCUUCUGCCAUGCCUUGCUAAUGAGCAUGUUUCUUUUAUUGAUCACAGUACUAAGCCGUACAACGCGACGAGCUUCAACGAGUACGUGCUGGAGGGGAGCGCGCCGGUGUUGCCGGAGACGCUGCGGCUCUUCAAGAAGCUCAUCUCGCUCGGCAUCAAGCCGGUGCUCCUGACGGGCCGCAGCGAGGACCAGAGGGCCAUCACCGUGGCCAACCACCGCCGCCAGGGUUACUCCGGCUGGGAGAAGCUGCUGCUCAAGCCCAUCGGCUUCAAGGCCACCGCCAUCGCCUUCAAGUCCGGCGAGCGGCAGAAGCUCCAGGACGCCGGCUACGUCAUCGUCGGGAACAUGGGCGACCAGUGGAGCGACAUCCUCGGCGCGCCAGAGGGCGCGCGCACCUUCAAGCUGCCCGACCCCAUCUACUACAUUGGCUAA